UAAACAACAACGCGCUAACAGCGUCACCUCUGCAGCAGGUUCUCAGUAGUAUUGAUUAUCUAUUCUUUAUAUAAUCUAUACAUUACAGAAUCUAUUCGAUACUUCGAUAUUAUAAGCGCUUAUGAUUCCGUUGCCGCCAUGUUGGAUGAUUCUCAGUUUAGCAGUAGAAGAAGAUUCUUCAUUCAUGUUCUGCGUUGAGUUGUAACCAGAGCCAGCGGUGUUACCUGUCACAGGUAAGAAUGGAAACAUGCGUAUUAUCGUGUUGCUUAAACUUUUGCAUCAACCUAACUUUAGACUAACGUGUCUUUGCUAAACAAACGCGUCUGACUCUUCAAACAUGGUCACGACCGCAUGACGCCGCCUGUCCGUCAACGCAGCAACUGACCAAUCCGCGGGCGCAAUUUGAAUCCAGUGAAACGCCCCUUACCUGGAGGAACGGAAGCCAUCUUUACCUCCGACAACAUUGGCGGGGUUCCGCAGAGAUUUGGUGUAAAAUAACGGAAUCAUGGUUAAACGUUGUCAGUGGGGAACGUGCAACUCCGACACCCGCUACCCGGAGCGCCUAGAGGGCGGGAUUCACUUUAUUCCGUUUCCCAAACCCAAACGGAGUCUGGACAAAUGUAAACGAUGGAUCAAGGCCUGCGGUCGACCUCAUACUCGCUUGAAUGAAACGAUGAUUAAUGGAAACUACCACAUGUUUGUCUGCACGAAGCAUUUUCCGGAAGGCAAGCCGACAGACAGAUUUCCAGAUCCGGUUUCUUUUGAUCCCAAAGCCUCAAAAACCUCCAAACCAGUCGGGCGUCUCCGGGACCGGACCCGGACCCGGCGCCGGUGCCACGGAUCCCCAGCAUCAAAACAAGAAGACACACUUAGCCACUUAGGUGACAGCCUCCAUCGCUCACAGCCGGGACGCUCUGAUGCUGCUGUUAAGACUUCUUCACUAAGGCUUUCUGCACGGGGAAAGCUGGAACUGGUCGCUGAAAACGAGGCUUUGAAGCGACAGCUGAAAGCAGAUCAAGAGAUUUAUGCCACGAAGAUUUCUGAACUGGUGCUGAAAAACAAACUUCUUUGGCGGGAAAACAUGAAGCUGCGGAGGAAUCUUUAUGGAAAGACACAAAAAGAAAAUUCAGCAGGAAGCAUCGUAACAUCUGACAGUUUCAUGGUGACCGAGGACAAACGGGGAAACUCUGCAGAGCAGCUGCAGCAAAUGUUUCCAAAAGAGAGUGUGCGCAGGAAGCAGAGGGAAGUGGCUGCUAGAAGCGAAGACUUUUCUGCCAGUGUGUCGGCCUCGCUGUGCACUGAGCAUUUCAGGCCAGCGGACUUCGACAGGACGGGUCAGACCGUCCGGCUCCGAGCCGGGGCCGUUCCUUUGCCAGCUCAUCUGCACCAGGCUCAGGAGACCCCGACACUGCAGCUCUGCCAGCUGGUCCAGGAGCCGGGCCCCCAGCCUGGACCCCCACAUGCUGUUUCCAUAGCAACAAUGGCAAAAAGCCCUCAACCAAUCAAAGAAGAGCGUGUUGAACUGUGGAUCGUUCAGGAUGGAGGGCGGCUCGUAGUGAAGCAGGAGACCAAGGCCUCUCUGGAGAACCCUGCAUGUGAAAUACUCCACCAUGGACCAGAGCAGAUCCUACAGAUUAAAGAGGAACCAGAACCUGUGCAGAUUAAAGAUCAAUCAGAACCUGUGCAGAUUAAAGAGGAACCAGAACCUGUGCAGAUUAAAGAGGAGCAGGUGGAUCUCUAUGGUGAUCGGGUUAAAGGUCACCUUGUAGUGAAGCUGGAGCCUGAAACCUUCAUUGUGACUCAAACUACAGAGCAAAAAGACGACUGCGAACCAAACCAGAACCAGAUCCUCUCUGCUAACCAACCUGAGGCUGAGAACCAGCAUCACCGUAGAAGAAUCCAGGAAGAUGUAGAUCUGGAACCGGAGGACACCAGAAGCCACUGGGACAAUAUGGACGAUUCACCACUGAGACAUGAAACAGGUGAAACAACUUCCUCCUGUGACAGUGAUGAUGAUGAAUUUUUGGCUCUUCACUUGGGUAGGAAGCCUUUGUCAUGUCCAAAGUGUGGAAAAUAUUCAGCUCUCUCUUCCAGAAAAAACAAUCACAGGAAAAGGCGCCGCGGCGAUCAACGCUAUUCUUGCGAAGUGUGUCAUAAAUUCUUCACUCUAAAAUCCAGCUUAGUUUGCCACCUUCGAAUUCACACAGGUGAGAAACCGUUUCCUUGUAAACUGUGUGAGAAAUCUUUCAAACAGCGAGGUACCCUGACUAUUCACCUGAGAACUCACACAGGUGAGAAACCUUACUCAUGUGUAACUUGUGGCAAACGUUUCAUCUCAAAUUCUUCAUUAACUGCUCAUUGGAGAACUCACACAAGACUGAAGUUGUAUGUUUGUAAAUUAUGUGAUAAAUCUUUUAAACGUCAUGGAACCUUGGCUAUUCACCUUAAAACUCACAAGCAGGAUCCUUGUUAAAUUGAUAAAUCUGUUCGUCACCCAGGAACGUCAGACACACAAGCUGAUUUUGUGGAAAAUCAUCUAAAGUUGUAAUGUGACUCAAACAAGUGAGAUAAGAUCCAGUCUUAUCUAUAAACUGUAAUAAAUCUUUUGAAUUCA
Xiphophorus hellerii (green swordtail) is the source of this 2614-nucleotide messenger RNA. RefSeq names its product zinc finger protein 8-like. NCBI's taxonomy places the organism in Eukaryota, Metazoa, Chordata, Actinopteri, Cyprinodontiformes, Poeciliidae. Gene Ontology annotation, molecular function: DNA-binding transcription factor activity, RNA polymerase II-specific; RNA polymerase II cis-regulatory region sequence-specific DNA binding. Bases 506 to 2473 code for a protein of 655 amino acids. The record is from RefSeq and is a predicted model, not a curated record. The transcript is spliced from 7 exons. Gene Ontology annotation, biological process: regulation of transcription by RNA polymerase II.